This is a messenger RNA of Paramuricea clavata, 693 nucleotides long. NCBI's taxonomy places the organism in Eukaryota, Metazoa, Cnidaria, Anthozoa, Malacalcyonacea, Plexauridae. The record is from the annotation of a GenBank genome assembly.
GUUUUUAGUCCGCUUUGAUGAAGUCGACAAGCGCGAUGAUCUGACGAAAAGUAUCUCUCCGUAUGCCUACUGCAGGUUAUGAAUGCUCAAGUAAUGAAAGUGGGAAUGGUCAUGAUAUUGCUGUUUUUCUCAUACCUUGGAACGAAGACGAUCUUCCUGGUAAGAGCACUUUAUUCAACGAUAUUUUUCAUUUCCACCCUGCUGUUUGGGAGAAAGAAUUAUCUUGCAAUAACGAAGUAUCAGAGGAGGAAGUCUUGUUUCAUAUUGAUACUGGGCAUACGGACCAAAGUAAAAUGUGCCUAAAUACAACAUUUGGUCGCUUCCCGGAAGGCAGAUCCUCACCUUAUGAUAAAGAAAAAGAAAUUGAAUUUUGCUCUUGGCUUCAGAAGAUAAUGGUUCCCAGCAGACGGUAUAGAUCAGGAGAUGGUAUAUUGAAUCCAGUGGUGCACUUUCUUAUUACAACUCUCGCUCCUGGAUGGGUUGGUGGUGCUUUGACUGGGGAAACGUGGACCUAACAAAAACCAGUCUGUAUUGUGAGAACCCAUAUAUAAUUAUAGAAAUUGUAAAGCAUAUAUUAAUUAACACGGGACCCGGUUGGAGUUAAUGCAUGGUGUAUGUCAAAAAUAUUCAAUCCAAUAUCAAACUAUUAGGUAUUUCCAAAAUAUUUAAUCGAUAUUAAAAAUCUUAUGUACA